UGUCUCCCUGUGUGCCUGUCCGUGUGUCUGUCCGUGUGUUUGUGUGUCUGGUUGUGUCUCUACGUGUGCCUGUCCGUGUGUUCGUGUGUGUGAUCGUGUGUGGUUGGGUGAGUAUCUGUGUGCAGUUGUGCAUCCGUGUAUGAUUGUGUGUCUUUGUGUGUCCGCGUGUGUCUGUGUGAGGCUGUGUGUCUGCGUAUGAUUGUGCGAGUGGCUGUGUGUCCGUCUGGUUGUGUGUCUCUGUGUGUGUGUCUGCGUGGUUGUGUGUCCGUGUGUGGUUGUGUAAGUGGCUGUUGUGGGUGGGUGUGUCCAUGUGUUUGCACAAAUGGUCGUGUGUCCGUGGGCGCGUCCCUGGGUGGUUGUGUGUCCGUGUGUGGUCGUGCAAGUGGCUGUUGUGGGUGUGUGUCUGUGGAUGGGUGUCUCCGGGUGUAUGCGUGCAAACGAUUGUGCGUCCACCUUUGCGUCUGUGGGUGUGUCUGUGUGCACUGUGUGUGCAUCCACGUGUGGUUAUGUGUCUGUGGGUGAGUGUGCAAGUGACUGCGUGUGUGCCCGUGGGUGUGAGUGGUUAUGUGUCCGUGUGCGGUUGUGUGUUUAGUGUGAGCACAGCAUGUAAGUGUGACUUGUGCACCUGCAUGUGUGUGGCUGUGUGCGCACCACGUGUUGGUGGUUGGAGGAGUGUGCGUGGGUGUGCGUGCUGCGCCUGUUGCGUGUUCUGCCUGUGCGCCCUGGGGCUGUUGCACACGGGGUGUGUGCGUUCUGCACGUCGUCGUCGUGCGCUGCGCGUGUUGUGCACGCCUGCAACGUGCGUCCCCGUGCCGUGCGUGUGUGCGUGCGCCCUGCGGGUGUUGUGUGCGCGCAGCCUGUGCAAUGUGUUCUGCCUGUUCAUGUGUUUGCGCUGCAGGUGUUGUGUGCGUGCACGCUGCGGGUGUAUUCACCAUGUGUGCGCCCUGCGGGUGUUGUGUGAGCCUGCACCCUGUGCAGCCUGUGUUCUGCCUGUUGUGCGCGUGUGCUGCGGGUGUUGUGUGCGCGUGUAUGUGCGCGCGCUGUGGGUGUAUUUGCCAGGUGUGUGUGUGCGGGUGUUGUGUGGGCACACCCUGUGCCACCUGUGUUCUGUGUGUCCAUCUGUCCCGUGUCCGCCUGUUUGUGUCUAUCCCUAUGUCUGCCUGUGCCUGUGUUCGCCUGUCUUGCAUCUUACCGCCCCGUGUCUGCCUGUGUGUCCUCCUGUGUCCGCCUGUCCUGUGUCAGUGCCUCUGUCUGCCCAUAUGCCCGUGUCUGCCUGUGUCUGUGUCCAUCUGUCCCACGUCUGUGUCUCUGCUUGUCCUUAUGUCCUCCAUCUGCACGUCCCCAUGUCCCCCUGUCCUGCGUCCACUUGUACCUGUUCAGGUGUCUCUGCGUCCCCCUGUCCCAUGUCUGCUUAUGUCUGUCUGACUGUUCAGGUGUCUCUGUGUCCACCUGUCCCCCUGUCCCGUGUCCGCUUGUGUCUGUUUGGGUGUCUCUGUGUCUGCCUGUCCCUGUCCGUGUGUCUCUGUGUCCACCUGCCCUCCUGUCUCCCUGUUCCAUUUCCGCUUGUGUCAGUUCUGGUGUCUCUGUGUCUGCCUGCCCCGUGUGCACUUGUGUCUGUCCAGCCGUUCGGGUGUCUGUGUGUCCGCCCGUCCCCACGCCCCGCUGACCCCCCGGCCCUGUCCCGCAGGAGCCGCCCGCUGUCCCUUUCGGCGCCUCUAUCCCUUUAAGACCCCCCCCACCCCCGACGCAGGGAGGCGGAACCGAGACCCCGUGACGUCACGAGCAGCGCAGCCAAUGAGCGUCCAGGUGGCCGUGCCGGCUGUGACCCCCCACCGAAGCGCCCGGCAGCAACCGCCCCGCUCGGUCCAUGAGGGCCCCGCUCACAGGUGCGGCGCGCGGGGAUGGCAGCGGUGGAGGUGUCGGACGCGGGGCACAGCCGGGCGCUGCUGCUGGAGCUGAACGAGCAGCGCCUGCGGGGACAGUUCUGUGACGUCACCCUCAUCGCGGGGGACACCAAGUUCCGCGCCCACCAGAACGUGCUGGCCGCCUGUAGCCCCUACUUCCGGGAGGCCCUGGGGGCGGCCGCCUGUACCCCUGCUGCGGUGUUGGAGCUGCCGGGCGUACAGGCGGCGGUGCUGGCUGACGUCCUCAACUUCAUCUACAACGCGCGCCUGGCCGUCCCCUCGCCAGCUGUAGCCCGCGAGCUGGGGGCUGUAGGCCGGCGCUUGGGCAUCGCCACCCUCCAGGGGUUGGAGGGCCACCACAACACCGCCUGGAGUCCUCCAACUGCUGGUGACACCGCUGCCGCCACCACUGAGGGACCGGCAGCGCCGGUUGACCUGACGACGUGCGGCGGUCGCCCCAGCGAGGUGACAGAGACGGCAUCAUCAAAGGCACCGCCGGCGGCGGCUGUAGUUGCAUCGCCAGGGGUAGUGUCGCCAGGUGUAGCACCGCCGAGUGUAGCCUCACUGAGUGUCACAUCACCGGGUGUAACGCCACCGAGUGUAGCCUCGCUGGGUGUCACCUCACCAGGUGUCGCGUUGCCGGGUGUUGUGUCCCUGGGUGUAGCUUCACCAGGUGUAGCAUUGCCGGGCGUAGUGUCCCUGGGUGUAGCAUCACCGGGUGUAGCGUUGCCCGGUGUAGUGUCACCAGGUGCAGCGCCACCAGGUGUAGCCUCCCUGGGUGUAGUGCCACCGGGUGUAGUGUCACCGGGUGUAGCAUCCCUUGGUUUAGCAUCACCGGGUGUAGCCUCACCGGGUGUGGUUUCACCGGGCGUAGCACCACCGGGUGUAGCAUCACUGGGUGUGGCGUCGCCAGGUGUGGCAUCACUGGGUGUAACCUCGCUGGGUGUAGCGUCGCCUGGUGUCACGUCGCCAGGCGUAGCGUCGCUGGGUGUAACCUCACUGGGCAUAGCGUCACCGGGUGUAGCCUCCCUGGGCGUAGCGCUGCCGGGGGUUGCAUCGCCGGGUGUAGCGCUGCUGGGUGUGACAUCACCCGGGGUGGCGUCACCGGGAGUGGCGUCCCCUGGCACGGCCUCCCCGUCCCCACUGCGCUGCGGGCUGUGCGGCCGGGUGUUCGGCACCGCCGCGGCGCUGGGGCUGCACAGCAAGCUACACCGCGCACGGCGGGGGUUGGCGUGCCGCCACUGCGGGAAGAGCUUCAUCCACGUCAAGAGGCUGCAGACGCACGAGGUGUUGUGCGAGAAGGACGGCGCCGACGCCGCCGCAACAGCCGGCGCAGCAACGGCCACACCGCCAACACCGCCACAACCACCGCCAACGCCACAACCGCCGAGCAAGAAGGCGCUGCUGCUGCGUCACCGUGCGUUGGAGGUGGCCGAGCCGGAGCGUGGUGAGCCGGCGGCAGGCAGCGCGGCGGUGGACAGCCGGCGCACGGUGUACCUGUGCGCGGUCUGCCAGCGCUCCUACGUCACCCUGUCCAGCCUGAAGCGGCACGCCAACGUCCACUCGUGGCGGCGGCAGUACCCAUGCCGCUACUGCGACAAGGUGUUCGCCCUGGCCGAGUACCGCACCAAGCACGAGGUGUGGCACACCGGCGAGCGCCGCUACCAGUGCGUCUUCUGCUGGGACACCUUCGUCACCUACUACAGCCUGAAGGCCCACCAGAAGGCGCUGCACGGCAUCAGCCCCGGCCUCAUCGCCUCCGAGAAGACUCCCAACGGUGGCUACCGGCCCAAGCUCAACGCGCUCAAGCUCUACCGCCUGUUGCCCAUGCGGGCGCACAAGCGGCCUUACAAGACGUACAGCCAGAGUCUGGCGGCUGACGGCCUCCAACAACCACCGGCGGCCGCCUUUGUCACCCCACGCCCGGAGCCGGCAUCGGUCAUCGCCUACGGGCGGCCCUCCGCCUCCGUCAUCGUGCACAGCAGCGCCACAACAGCCGCCGCCACCACAACAACUGCCGCCGCCUCCGUCAUCGCCUACAAUGGCACGGCCGCACAGCCCAACUCGCCGCCUGUCUCGCCGCCGGUGAAGCCGAUGAAGAAGCAGGUGUUGCGCGACUACUUCGAGGCGCAGCGCGCGGCGGCGGCAGUGGUGGCCACUGCCCCCGGCGCCGUGACGCCAACAACCGGCGUGACAACAGCCACCGGGCGCACCAUGACCUACGUGGCCAAACCGGCGUAUGUGGGGACGAGCGGCGAGAGCCGCGCUGCGCCGUUGUGCCAAAUCACCGUCCGCAUCGGCGAGGAGGCCAUCGUCAAGCGGCGCAUCUCCGAGACCGACCUCCGCCUACAGCCGGACAGCGUCACCACCACCACCACCACCACCACGACAACGACGACACCCGGCGCCGCCUUGUCCCCCGCCUCACGGCCCCGCGACAGCGCAGAGGAGGACAGUGAUGGCGAGGACCGCCUGUGGCGGCCGUACUACACCUACAAGCCCAAGCGGAAGGGCGGCGGCAGCAACACCGCGACUAAAGGGCGGAAGUCACGGUGGCGACGGCCGCUGCGGGCGCUGCGCUGGGGGGCGGCUGAC
Molecule: messenger RNA, 4499 nt
Organism: Numida meleagris (helmeted guineafowl)
Lineage: Eukaryota; Metazoa; Chordata; Aves; Galliformes; Numididae
Product: zinc finger and BTB domain-containing protein 4-like
Exons: 3
Biological process (GO): regulation of transcription by RNA polymerase II
Cellular component (GO): nucleus
Molecular function (GO): RNA polymerase II cis-regulatory region sequence-specific DNA binding; DNA-binding transcription factor activity, RNA polymerase II-specific; protein binding
Source: RefSeq, a predicted model, not a curated record